This is a messenger RNA of Vigna umbellata (rice bean), 864 nucleotides long. Its product is annotated as ubiquitin-conjugating enzyme E2 2-like. Lineage: Eukaryota; Viridiplantae; Streptophyta; Magnoliopsida; Fabales; Fabaceae. The record is from RefSeq and is a predicted model, not a curated record.
CAGAUAUAGGCACAGUUACGGCACGCUUCUAAGCUCUGCCAAUCAAUGUCGUGAGAUUGAAGCAAUAACUUUUUCUCUGCCGCCAACAGUUUGGAUCCCACGAUCCUCCAUCUUUUAUUGCUCUUGCUUUUCUUUCUCGCCAUCUUUCAGACUCACAUGCUUCGUUUUUCUUGGUGGUAGCAAUGUCGACUCCUGCUAGGAAGAGGCUCAUGAGAGAUUUCAAGAGGCUGCAACAGGACCCACCUGCAGGAAUCAGUGGUGCCCCUCAGGAUAACAAUAUAAUGCUGUGGAAUGCUGUCAUAUUUGGUCCUGAUGACACUCCAUGGGAUGGAGGCACGUUUAAGUUGACUCUCCAGUUUACUGAGGAUUAUCCUAACAAGCCACCGACUGUACGAUUUGUCUCUCGAAUGUUUCAUCCAAACAUUUAUGCUGAUGGAAGUAUUUGUUUGGAUAUAUUACAAAAUCAAUGGAGUCCUAUAUACGAUGUAGCUGCAAUACUCACUUCUAUCCAGUCACUACUUUGUGAUCCCAACUCAAGUUCUCCUGCAAAUUCAGAAGCAGCUCGAACUUUUAGUACGAACAAGCGCGAGUACAAUAGACGAGUUAGAGAAAUUGUGGAGCAAAGUUGGACAGCUGACUAAGCUGACCACCCGUCAUAUAUUUGUGGGCUUUUGAAGACAUGUAUCAGGUUUCACUGCUACCUACAAGAAUCACUGUGCCAACUUAUUGAAUUUCAUGUCGUAUUCCUUACUGUUUUUGAAUGUUAGGAUUAUCUUAUGUUUUAUCACUCCUAGACUAUGCAUUGUUAAUGUCAGUUCAUGUAUUAUAGAAUCGUGUUAAUUUGAAUUUGGAUUAUUGUCUAAU